AUGGCGACUACAGAUGCAACUUCUAAUGUUGAUUCCAACCCGGAUGUUGUCUAUAAUCCAAAAUUACAUAAAGCACCAUUUUCAGUUACUGCUUUGUGUAUUGCAACAGUACUGGGAACAUACUUUUUAUUUCUGUCUUUAAUUGAAUUAAGUCUGUCUAGUUAUUGUCAACAACACAAACAACCAGAAUUAUAUUCCCAAUAUUUAAAUUUUAAGAAAGAUGCUCCUGUAUGGAAAUAUUGGCAAAUGUUCACAUUAUGUAUUUUACCUAUUAGUGUAUUUGUAAUAACACGUGAUGCUUUACAAUGUUUAACAAGAAAAGCAAAUGGUAGAAGACAUUUAUUAGAUCUUAUUAAUUGUGUUCAAUUGUAUACACUAUUAUAUACUAUAGUUCUGAAAGUAUCACCAUUAGAAACAGAAUUAACUAAUGCUAAAAUCCCUUCAUUUGAAACAGUGGAACAAUUAACACUGUUAUAUUCGAUAGUAUUAGUAUUCAAUAUUAUUGGAUGGCUAUUACCAUUUUUCAGAUAUUCUAACUGGAAAUCGGAUCCAAUAUUUCAUCCAUCUAUUAUUAAAAUUAAAAAAGUACAAUAG
Messenger RNA from Didymodactylos carnosus, 594 nucleotides. Lineage: Eukaryota; Metazoa; Rotifera; Eurotatoria; Philodinida; Philodinidae. The record is from the annotation of a GenBank genome assembly.